GCUGAUAAUGCAUGGAGCGUACGCUUACCUAGUCGUUCACUUUGGAGAUUUUUCAUUUUUUGAGAUGGUCCUUCCGGUGUCCUCAAUUGGAUUUCUUCUCUCGGCCCUUGUUUCUGUUUGUGUACAAGGAAUAUUUGUCGUCAAAGCACAAAGACUCAGCGAAACGAGAUCAAGGGUGCUCCCCUCGCUCUGGAUCCCUUUGGCUCUUUUUGAAGUGGGGGCUGCAAUUUAUUGUGUCGCUGAGAGUUUUCAAAGUGGGAAGAAUGUUUUCUUUACCGCAUCGCUGAAGGGAAUCGUGGUUUCUUAUCUUGCCGUCAUGGCAUUUGUUAAUAUUGCGACUGCAUUUUUUUUGGCCAAAUAUUUGCGCAUGUUGCACAGACAAGCCAUGACGUUUGCAUUGAGCGACAUGAUCUAUCGCUUGAUCGUUUUCUCAGUGUUGAGUGGAAUUUGGACCACUUUAUUCGCUAUUCUCGACAUGGUUACAUAUCUUGGCUUUCCAAAUACUGCGGUGUACGUCUUGUUUGACUUACCUCUUUGUUCGCUAUACUGCAAUACCCUCCUUGUGAGCCUCAACUCGCGGGAUAGUGGGUCUGCCGCAUCGAUCAAAGAAUUGUCUACAUUCAAAGCUGCAUCGCGACCAGUCAUCAUAUCAGUGGAGAGGGCACGCAGUAGCAAUUUUAGUGACGACAGAGAAAGCAUUUGUAUGAGUGAUUUAGACAUAGUGUAAUUGUUACGAAUGGACAAAACUUCAGAAGAUAUCCUCAUAAUCAUCUCCGAUCUCCAAAUACCUCCUGACGUCUUGUGCGUCCAUCCCAGUUUGGCGAGUGAAAUGUGAAAGAAGGAUGGAAUAGUUGU
This is a messenger RNA of Suillus discolor, 855 nucleotides long. RefSeq lists its product as uncharacterized. Lineage: Eukaryota; Fungi; Basidiomycota; Agaricomycetes; Boletales; Suillaceae. The coding region runs from base 8 to 727 and encodes 239 amino acids. The transcript has 12 exons. The record is from RefSeq and is a predicted model, not a curated record.